UGCCCUCUGUUCUUUGCCCUGAUAGGAUGAAAUCUCGGGAGCAGCUGGUGCAGCAGGUGCUGCAGGAGUUGCAAGAGGCAGUGGAGUCCGAGGGCCUGGAGGGUCUUGUGGGUGCUGCCCUCGAGGCCAAACAGGUCCUGUCUUCCUUCACUCUCCCCACCUGCCGGGAGGGGGGCCCCGGCCCCCAGGUGCUGGAGGUGGACCCUGUGGCCCUGAGCCUGUAUCCAGAGGAUGCUCCCCGGAACAUGCUGCCGCUGAUGUGCAAGGGCGAGGGCAGCUUGCUCUUUGAGGCGGUCAGCAUGCUGCUGUGGGGUGACGCAGGCCUCAGCCUGGAGCUGCGGGCCCGGACUGUGGUGGAGAUGCUGCUGCACAGACACUACUACCUCCAGGGCAUGAUUGACUCCAAGGUGAUGCUGCAGGCCGUGCGCUAUUCCCUGUGUUCCGAGGAGUCCCCUGAGAUGACCAGCCUGCCGUCUGCCACGCUGGAGGCCAUCUUCGACGCGGAUGUCAAAGCUACCUGCUUUCCUAGCAGCUUCUCCAAUGUGUGGCACUUGUACGCCCUCGCCUCUGUCCUUCAGCGCAAUAUUUACUCCAUCUACCCCAUGCGCAACCUCAAGAUCCGGCCCUACUUUAACCGUGUCAUCCGGCCCCGCCGCUGUGACCACACACCUGCCACACUGCACAUCAUGUGGGCUGGCCAGCCGCUCACCAGCCACCUCUUCCGCCACCAGUACUUUGCCCCUGUGGUGGGGCUGGAGGAGGUGGAGGCUGAAGGUACUACCGGCCCGGCCCUAGCUCCUUCAGCUCUGGCCCCACUGCCGCCACCGGCCAAGACCCUGGAGCUGCUCAACCGGGAGCCUGGCCUCAGCUACUCCCACCUCUGUGAGCGCUACAGUGUCACCAAGAGCACCUUCUACCGCUGGCGGCGGCAGUCCCAGGAGCACCGGCAGAAGGUGGCUACCCGCUUCUCGGCCAAGCACUUCCUGCAGGACAGCUUCCACCGUGGGGGCCUCGUGCCUCUGCAACAGUUCCUCCAGAGGUUCCCUGAGAUCUCGCGCUCAACCUAUUACGCCUGGAAGCACGAGCUGCUGGGCUCUGGUGCUUGCCAGGCCCUGGCUCCCAAGGAGGCACUGGCGAUGGAGGAGCUGGAGAAGCUGCCAGAGGAGCAGGUUGUCGAGGGGCUCGGAUGCUCCUCACUGGCCGUGUCAAGCCCUGGAAUGGUCUUAAUGCAACGGGCCAAGUUGUACCUGGAGCACUGCAUCUCCCUGAAUACGCUGGUACCCUAUCGCUGCUUCAAACGCAGGUUCCCUGGCAUCUCCCGGUCCACCUACUACAAUUGGCGCCGAAAGGCCCUCCGAAGGAACCCCACCUUCAAGCCGCCACCAGCCCUCCCAGUGGCUGGGAGUCCCCAGCCUACGUCUAUUGGGGAGGAGGCCCUACUCCCUUGGAAGGGUGAGGUGGGAGAGGGGGCAGCGAAAGCAAUGGGUCGGGGGCCACCUGCCCCCCGGGAGUUCCUGCCCCUGAGGAUGCCCUUGUCCCGUUGGCAGAGGCGUCUGCGCAGGGCUGCCCGCAAGCAGGUGCUGAGUGGGCAUCUUCCUUUCUGUCGCUUUCGCCUCCGCUACCCUAGCCUGUCACCCUCUGCCUUUUGGGUUUGGAAGAGUCUUGCCCGGGGCUGGCCCAGAAGCCUGUCCAAACUUCAGAUGCAGGCCUCCACUUUGGGCAAAGCAGGGGUGCAGGAGGCAGGGGAGAAGCGGGAGAAAGAAGCUGGCAGGAACAUGGCAGCUGCCAUGACCCCACCUGCAGGGACCCCAAAGGUGGGGGCUUCUCCAGGAGAGGAUCCAGGGAAGGCUGAGGGAGGGCCUUCCAGAGAGGGGGUCCUGCCAGGGGCGGCCACAGCCCAGGGCCAGCCCCACAGUGGAUCCCUGUCUAGCCGUCCUGUGGUGGCAGUGGCGGGUGGCCGGGACGGCCAAGUAUUGGUGAUGGACAUGCUCACCACCACAAAGUUCAAGGCCCAGGCCAAGCUGUUCUUGCAGAAGCGCUUCCAGUCCAAGAGCUUCCCCUCCUACAAGGAGUUCAGUGCCCUCUUCCCCUUCACUGCCCGCUCCACCUACUACAUGUGGAAGCGCGCCCUCUAUGAUGGCCUCACCCUGGUUGAUGGCUGACAGGGAGGUGUGAAGGGAGCUGGGAGGAAGGGGGACCAGGUUGGAGAGGGUCAGGGACCUGAGUUGCUCCCUGGCUUGGCCAGGAUGUCAUUUGUUCCUGCUCCCACAGUGUCUAUCCUGAAUCCAAGGGCAGAUUUGUGUUGUUUCCUGGCUCCAGGGCAGAGAGAGCCAGAAAUCAGCCAUCUGGUCUCCUGUGGAGAGCUGCAGGACCAGAGAUGUUCACUUCAGUUGUUUGCCAUUCUUACUUUUAUUGUGUCUUGGUUUUAGUUUUCUGUUUUGAUUUAAGUGGGUUGGCUGGGCCCCCUUGCUGGUGUUGGAAGCUGCAUGUGUGUGGUGGUCUGGAGGGGGGUUGGUUAGCUAAAGCUGCUUUCAGCUUUUCCCGGGGACAGGAGGAAUAUUAUAGUAUGGCCAUCUGUCCCUCUGGGCAAAUAUAUGUCUUCAGUUCCUUCUGGCGGUUGGCACCAUCCUUACUCAAGAUGUUUCCCAAAGGAACAUUAGCCAUCAAGUGUGGAGCGGGCAAUGGCUUCUGUCUGACAUCCACAAGGGAGAGGGUGCCAGGCUCGGCAUGAGCAGAAGCAGGGAUGUAUAGAAAGAAUCAAGGAUGGCCUCUAAUGGAGGGCCCUGAGCUGGAUCACUGAGGGGCUGGCCUGUCCCUUGCAAGGAGUGUGGUAAGGGGCAAGGGCCUCGAGUCUCUGCUUACCGGAGCUUGGUCCAUCUGCUGUGGACCCUGCAGUCCUCUGCCAGCCUGGCUGGCUCUUGACGACCCCCCGUCUUUGUGCAGAGCCUCUCCUCACAGACUGUGUCCUAUCUUCAGUGAGGGACCAUACAGCAGCCAGGCAGGUGAGAGACUGAAUUUGCAUUGUCCAAGAGUGAAGUCGGAAAACCAAAGAAAUAAAGUGAUGUGGUGCCCACA
Messenger RNA from Equus caballus (horse), 3075 nucleotides. It is a transcript of the gene VRTN, whose product is annotated as vertebrae development associated. The record is from RefSeq and is a predicted model, not a curated record. Gene Ontology annotation, cellular component: chromatin. Lineage: Eukaryota; Metazoa; Chordata; Mammalia; Perissodactyla; Equidae. Gene Ontology annotation, molecular function: sequence-specific DNA binding. Gene Ontology annotation, biological process: regulation of transcription by RNA polymerase II.